AUGGCCUCGCAAGGAAUGGACGAAAACUACUGCGCAAAAGAUUGGUGCUUUAUUGAGUCACAAACCUGGGUCGGUAGCGACUAUGUCAGGUAUGACCCUGAAAUAUGUUUCGUGGAGAACCCGCCGGAGAUUUGCGAGGACACCUCUUUCGACCCAGAUAUCAUUGAUUCUACACUUCAGUCUGUCGUCGGGCUGUACGAGCCGGACUUGUACUGUGACGAGUGUUUCCUCAAAAUCUGGAGACAGCGCCUACUUUCGCCAUUUCUCACUACUGGAGACUGGACUCAAUUUCGCAUCGACGCAUUCGAAGAGCUGCAAAGCAACUGCUCAAUCCACAUGCCUUAUGUCACUUCCGACUAUUCACUGUUCGUUGGUACUCCAACAGCCACGCCAACUGCGACAUCCGCAAUACACAUCCCCCCAGCAUGCACAUUUGAUCUAGCGAGCGGACAGUACAUCUGUCCUACUGCGUCAACUUCAUGUACGGGACAGAUCGUAGAAGCCAACCCUGAGCUUCGCGGUUGUAGCGCCAUUGCAGAUGAAUUCCACGUAUCCACCGGCGAUCUGAGAGUGGCCACAGGAAACGACUUCUGCGCCUUCCAGGAACAGAUCUGCCUUCCCUUGCCUUGUACCACUAUCGAGAUAACUAAGUACGAUGAGACAUGCUCCGAUAUGGUCAAGCAAAUCUCGAAUUCGACACACAGAGUCACACAGGAACAGUUCAUGGGCUGGAAUCCUCAUCUGAUGGGUCCUUGCGAUAGCAUGGCGUUAGGACAGCGUAUCUGCGUAAGAUACGACCAAGAAGCACACCUCUGUAUUGUCUGUCCGAGUAUUCACGAUGCAGACGAGAUCUUCGAGCAGAAAAUCUGGUAUCCAUUGGAAACUGCUUUGGAGUUUUGGCUCGGUCAGGUCCGCAAGGGGAGAAUUGCUACUCCGCAUGAAGGCGAGAACGAGGACUUGGUCAACGAGCGCUAUGAUCCCUGGCAAUUCAUUCCAUACAACGACACCAUGCUAGAAGAGAAUGUCGAUGCUUUCAAUCGUCUGGUAGAAGCCAUCGAAGCUCGCAUGCCUUCGGCAUACAGGCCCGCAGAAGCUGAAGGAAUUGUACAUGGGCUAGUGGACGAGAGCGCACUCCAAUCCAUAGAUCUCCCGCCGAGGUUUGCAUACAAAUUUCUCUGUCGAGCACGACGUCCCCGCUUUCAGAUGAUAGCUCCAGGUCUUGAGAUCCUCACCAGUUCCACAUUCUCCGAUCAGCCCUUCCGCUCCUACUUCUCUUCUUCGGAACCUGAAUUCCCUCCGAUUCUUCUUUUCCGAUCCGGAUCCAACUACAAGGACGACACGACGCCACAUUUUGUCACUGGCGAACCAAUGCCUAGCCUAUUUACCGGCUUCAGUCGCAUAACAUGCUUUCCUGCAGGUCUAUAUCUGCUUCCAACUGGAGAGGUGAGAGCUGAGGACGAAUGCAUGUUAAUACUCCCCUUUGGUAUAGGGUCAAACGGAUAUGCAAGGAAGAGCGAUGGAAGCAGGUUCGGACGAAGUAGGACUGGGGGAAAUAGUCACGUGGAUCUAUAUCGUCCGGGUUAUCAGCCAUUUGAGGAGCAGCAUGAGCAGAGUCUUGUGGACGUUUUGAAGAAUUGGAAGGGUAUGGUAGAGAGGGGCGAUUGGCAGAUUGAUGAAAAUGGAGUUGCAGGCGGGAUGGAUGUAUGGAGAGAGGCAGAUAGUGAGGAGAAAUGGGAGGCAUAUGUGAUUCCGAGGGCCGUGGAGGGAGUAGAGAGGUAG
This is a messenger RNA of Alternaria postmessia, 1779 nucleotides long. RefSeq lists its product as uncharacterized. The coding region runs from base 1 to 1779 and encodes 592 amino acids. The record is from RefSeq and is a predicted model, not a curated record. Lineage: Eukaryota; Fungi; Ascomycota; Dothideomycetes; Pleosporales; Pleosporaceae. The transcript has 3 exons.